This is a messenger RNA of Mytilinidion resinicola, 695 nucleotides long. Its product is annotated as 40S ribosomal protein-like protein S19. Gene Ontology annotation, cellular component: ribosome; cytosolic small ribosomal subunit. Gene Ontology annotation, molecular function: RNA binding; structural constituent of ribosome. Bases 1 to 453 code for a protein of 150 amino acids. Gene Ontology annotation, biological process: ribosomal small subunit assembly; translation. The transcript is spliced from 5 exons. Lineage: Eukaryota; Fungi; Ascomycota; Dothideomycetes; Mytilinidiales; Mytilinidiaceae. The record is from RefSeq and is a predicted model, not a curated record.
AUGCCAGGUGUCACCGUCAAAGAUGUCGAGGCCGGAAAGUUCAUCACCGCCUACGCCGCUUUCCUGAAGCGACAGGGAAAGCUCCAAAUUACAGGCUGGGUGGACACCGUCAAGACCUCGCACUCCAAGGAGCUGCCGCCGCAGGACAUUGAUUGGUUCUACAUUCGCGCUGCCUCCGUCGCCCGCCACGUCUACAUGCGCAAGACCGUUGGUGUUGGCCGUCUACGGAAAGCUCACGGCUCCACCAAGAACCGUGGAUCCCGCCCCUCCCACCACGUCGAUGCCUCCGGCUCCGUCGACCGCAAGGUCAUGCAGGCGCUCGAGAAGAUCGGUGUGCUCGAGCAGGACGAGGACAAGGGUGGCCGUCGCAUCACCCAGAGCGGACAGCGGGAUUUGGACCGAAUCGCGAUGACGACUCUCGAGGCCGAGGAGGAGGACGAGGAUGACGAGUAAAUGCUGCAAGGGAACUCGGGGCAUAUUCUAUUCGGUUUCUGAAGUAGCAUGAUCAUCAUGGGACGGAGUUGGGGUUGAUGAGACUCUGAGAUCUGCGCCAAGGCGCUGGUGUACCUAUAAAUCAAAAAGCCCGGCGUGCCACGGUCAAUUGGAUGCUUGCAUAUUAAUGUUCUUGCGCGUGAGAUGGUGUUUGAUAGCUUGGUUGGACUACCAAUAAGGGGAAGCCAGAUGGGAACUUCGCG